Molecule: messenger RNA, 1848 nt
Organism: Fonsecaea multimorphosa CBS 102226
Lineage: Eukaryota; Fungi; Ascomycota; Eurotiomycetes; Chaetothyriales; Herpotrichiellaceae
Exons: 2
Coding region: 1-1848 (615 amino acids)
Biological process (GO): branched-chain amino acid biosynthetic process
Cellular component (GO): mitochondrion
Molecular function (GO): dihydroxy-acid dehydratase activity
Source: RefSeq, a predicted model, not a curated record
AUGAAAGCCUCAGCAGCCUUCAGAAGCCUGCGUCUCAGGCAAGCAAGGCUUACACUCGGCAAACAAACCAUUCGUCCCUUCUCAUCAUCACCUCUUCGCCGCGCAGACCCCUCCAGCCCGUCAGACACCGAAGGCCUCAAUAGAGUCUCGCGCCAUGUCACGCAGCCUAAAUCUCAGGGCGCCUCACAGGCAAUGCUCUACGCGACCGGCAUGACCGAAGCAGACAUGAACAAAGCAGAGGUGGGAAUUUCGUCGGUCUGGUACAGCGGGAAUCCUUGCAACAUGCAUUUAUUGGAUCUGUCCAACGUGGUGAAAAAGGGCGUCGCGGACGCAGGACUCCAGCCCAUGCAGUUCAACACGAUCGGCGUGUCAGAUGCAAUCUCAAUGGGCACGACAGGCAUGCGCUACAGUCUACAAUCAAGAGAGAUCAUUGCCGACUCAAUAGAGACGGUCAUGCAGGGUCAGUGGUAUGAUGCGAACAUCUCCAUUCCAGGGUGCGACAAGAACAUGCCUGGCGUGGUCAUGGCCAUGGGCAGAGUGAAUCGCCCGUCAAUCAUGGUGUAUGGCGGCUCCAUAGCCGCUGGGUGUGCGCGGACGCAGAACAACGCCCCUAUUGACGUUGUGUCGGCAUUCCAGGCCUACGGUCAAUUCAUCGCGGGUGAAAUCAAUGAGGAGCAGCGCUUCGACAUCAUCCGCAAUGCCAUUCCGGCUUGCGGCGCCUGUGGUGGUAUGUACACUGCCAACACCAUGGCCUCGGCUAUUGAGACGCUAGGCAUGACAUUGCCUGGGAGCGCAUCCAAUCCCGCUGUCUCGCAGGAGAAACAACUCGAGUGUCUGGCGGCUGGAGGUGCCAUUAAGAACCUGCUUAAACUCGACCUGAAGCCGCGCGACAUCAUGACUCGUGAGGCCUUUGAAGAUGCCAUGGUUGUGGUGAUGAUCACGGGUGGUUCGACAAACGCGGUGCUGCACCUAAUCGCUAUGGCCGACGCGGUGGGCAUCAAGCUCACCAUCGACGAUUUCCAGGCUAUCAGUGACAGGACCCCAUUCCUCGCGGAUCUCAAGCCGAGCGGGAAAUAUGUCUUCAACGAUCUACACGCAGUCGGCGGCAUUCCGACCUUGCUAAAAUUCCUGAUCAAAGAAGGCGUUGUCAAGGGGACACACACAACCGUUACGGGUCAGACGCUCGCCAAGAACGUCGAAUCGGCCGCCGACUUCCCGACGGAUCAAGUCAUCAUCAAGCCGUUUUCCCAGCCGAUCAAGAAGACCGGACACAUUCAAAUUCUACGGGGUAGUCUCGCACCGGGCGGCUCCGUCGGCAAAAUCACCGGCAAAGAAGGCCUGCGUUUCGAGGGCAAAGCCAAGGUCUAUGACGCAGAAGACCUGUUCAUCCAGGCUCUGGAGAGAGGCGAGAUCAAAAAGGGCGAGAAGACCGUGGUGGUCAUCCGAUACGAAGGCCCCAAGGGAGGUCCCGGCAUGCCUGAAAUGCUGAAGCCCAGUUCCGCCAUCAUGGGCGCCGGCCUGGGUAAAGAUGUCGCCCUGAUCACCGACGGCAGGUUCAGCGGCGGGUCCCACGGGUUUUUGAUCGGCCACAUCGUGCCCGAGGCGAUGGAAGGCGGUCCGAUCGGCCUUGUGAGGGACGGGGACGAGAUCGUGAUUGACGCCGAGAACAGGACACUCGAUCUGAUGGUGGACGAAGCGACGUUGGCAAAAAGAAGGGAGGAAUGGAACACCAACAAGCCUGAGCCCCGGUACAGGAGAGGCGUCUUGGCCAAAUAUGCCAAACUGGUCAGUGAUGCCAGCCACGGGUGCAUCACGGACAAGGAGGAUGUGUUGGAUAUACAUGCAUGA